AUGUCAGCAAUCAAAAUCUCGGAGGACAAUCCCUUCCAGAAGCUGAUUGCGGAAGCUAAUCACGAUCCGGCGCAAUUACAAUCCCGCUAUGAAAGCCACCGGGAAACUCGCAAUGAGCAACAGCGCACAGCGAUUUUGAGACCGGAAUUUGCGGGAUGGAAGCUCGAUGAGAUCCUUAUGCGCCUUGAUGGUCCGAGGAAAGAAGAGGGGUAUCUUGAUCCUCGGAACUGUCUUGUCAUAUGGGCGAGACCAUCUCCAGCUAUCCGCGAUUUGAUCGCGUUUGUGCAGGGGGAGUUGAAGAGUGUUGCUCCUUCACUCUGGACCAUGCCAGACGACUGUCUCCACACAACAGUCCUAGAAGUCGCGCACUCACUGACAGAAGGUGAAAUCGAAAACCUUGUUCAAACCCUGCAAUCAUCAGAAGUCUCUACGAGACAAAUCUCUGAAUACGCAGUCGCUCACCAGACUCGUCUCCUGAAGCCCUUGAUCAGCUUCGACUCCGCGGCCCUGGCUCUAACCCUCGUCCCAGCCGCCGGGGAAGGAGUGGAGGCAUCGCCAAGUGGAGAUAGCGACAGCUACAGCUAUCACCAUCUGCGCCGUGAUAUCUUCGACAUAACCCGGCAAGCCAAUCUUCCGGUGGCCUCGCGCUAUAUCGUGCCAUCGGCGCAUAUCACGAUCGGACGGUUCAUCACUGAUGAUGGGUUUGUUAAGGGGGAUGACGGGCGACAGGUUGAUUCCGCUGCUGUUAAGCGGUUUGUUGACAAGAUUGGCGAGGUCAAUGAUAAUUUGAAGAGGAAAUACUGGCCUAGUGAGGGUGGUAUACCUGAUGGAGGCGAGUGGAUUGUUGGGCAGGAAAUGGGCUUGGUCGUGAGGAGGGGACGGCUUUGGUAUGGGGGUGGUGAAGAUGUUCCACUUGGAUAG
This is a messenger RNA of Penicillium argentinense, 921 nucleotides long. RefSeq lists its product as uncharacterized. NCBI's taxonomy places the organism in Eukaryota, Fungi, Ascomycota, Eurotiomycetes, Eurotiales, Aspergillaceae. The transcript has 3 exons. The record is from RefSeq and is a predicted model, not a curated record. The coding region runs from base 1 to 921 and encodes 306 amino acids.